Messenger RNA from Acanthoscelides obtectus, 2594 nucleotides. NCBI's taxonomy places the organism in Eukaryota, Metazoa, Arthropoda, Insecta, Coleoptera, Chrysomelidae. The record is from the annotation of a GenBank genome assembly.
AUAUCCCUCAGCUUGACAGAUGAUGACAUUUUUCGUGAUGACAUUGACAUCUGCCGAGUUGUCUUCUAUCAAAAAUUUGGCUGCUUUUUGAAAGGAAAGGCAGUCACACAUUUUCCUUUAUCAUAAUGGAAAUUGGGAAAUAGUCCAAUAACGUGAUGGCUGGAAAUUUGUCCAGAAUUGUAGCUUUGCAGAAGCAUGCCUUGGGAGGUGCAUCUAUCCCUUGGUCUCGCUAUGCCUUGAUUGCUUGCUAUUCGGCGGGGCCACCACCCCCAGGCACCCCACCUCCACAAACAAAGACCACAUUUGGUAAUUUGGCCGAUGAAGACAGGAUCUUCACCAACCUUUAUGGUAGACAUGACUGGAGACUGAAGGGGGCCAUGAAGCGAGGAGACUGGUACAAGACCAAAGAAAUACUAGUUAAAGGGGCAGAUUGGAUCAUCAAUGAAGUGAAAACGUCUGGAUUGAGGGGGCGCGGCGGGGCAGGUUUCCCCUCUGGCAUGAAAUGGUCGUUCAUGAACAAACCUGGUGAUGGUAGACCGAAGUACCUGGUGGUGAACGCCGACGAGGGAGAACCAGGUACCUGCAAGGACAGAGAGAUCAUGCGUCAUGAUCCGCACAAAUUGGUAGAGGGAUGUCUGAUCGCUGGCAAGGCCAUGGGGGCUAAGGCUGCCUACAUUUACAUCCGCGGCGAGUUCUACAAUGAGGCGUCCAACAUGCAAGUGGCCAUUGCUGAGGCAUACCAAGCGGGCUUUCUAGGCAAAAAUGCUUGCGGUUCUGGCUACGACUUCGAUGUGUUCAUGCACAGAGGUGCCGGCGCAUAUAUAUGCGGCGAAGAAACAGCUCUCAUCGAAUCGCUAGAGGGCAAGCAGGGCAAACCAAGGCUAAAGCCUCCGUUCCCUGCUGACGUCGGUGUGUUCGGGUGUCCCACUACCGUCACCAAUGUGGAGACUGUUGCAGUCGCUCCAACAAUCUGUCGUCGUGGUGGCGUGUGGUUCGCCUCGUUCGGACGCACCCGCAACUCCGGCACGAAGCUGUUCAACAUCAGCGGUCACGUGAACAGGCCUUGCACGGUCGAGGAAGAGAUGAGCAUCCCGCUCAAGGAGUUGAUCGAAAGGCAUGCCGGAGGUGUACAGGGUGGAUGGGACAAUCUGCUCGCUAUCAUCCCCGGCGGUUCGUCCACUCCGUUAAUACCGAAGAAGUGAGUAUCAUGAAACGGAGGACGUCGUUCCCUCCUUACCUCACGGGAAUGCGAUUUAAAUAUUUGUUCACCAUCGACUGCCACGAGUCCUGUAAGGAUUUCUUCCUUCUCGCAGGAAAGGAUGACGGUGUAUGAGCUGCUUGCGACAAUAAUUUGUUUUCAGGGUUUGUGAGGAGGCCAUAAUGGACUUCGAUGGAUUGGUGGCAGUCCAAACGAGUCUUGGUACGGCUGCGAUAAUCGUGAUGAACCAGCAGACGGAUGUGAUCAAAGCUAUUGCCAGAUUGAUCAUGUUCUACAAACAUGAAUCUUGUGGGCAAUGCACUCCAUGCAGGGAAGGUGUGAGCUGGAUGAACAAGAUGAUGUACCGCUUCGUGGACGGCAACGCUCGUCCCGACGAGAUCGACAUGAUCUGGGAGAUCAGCAAGCAGAUCGAGGGACACUCGAUCUGCGCUUUGGGCGACGGUGCCGCAUGGCCCGUGCAGGGUCUGAUCAGGCACUUCCGGCCUCUGAUGGAGGAACGGAUGCAGCAGUUCCACGCCAAUCAGAAAGGACGGGCUGCCUGCUGAGCAGGUAGUACGGGUAUAUUUCAGACAACGUAAGGUAGAUGAGGGCACUGGGGUACUGAAGAGAACAGCUUGCUAGGAUGUUUCAUUUACGUUCUGUGCAUAUCCUUGAUUUUUAUAGGUUAAGAUAGAUUUAUAUCACCCAUUCAAAGAAUGAUUUAUAUUUUAUUGAAUAAUAGUUCUAGUUCCUAGUUUUAGAGUGAUAUAAAUGUGCUAAAAAUGAAGUUACAUAUGACUAUAUUUUUAGCAUACAUUUUUACAAAAAACCUGUCAGAUGUUUGUUUGGUUUAAUAAUGCUUUGCUUUUACAUUUUCCACUUCCCGGAUUGUUUCCGACAUUCGUCUGAAUUAUAUCGUUAUCAAUAUCAGUUCUUUCUCUGUUACCAAGCAAGUUACAGUAAAUGCCAGAGUUAAAGAAUGGGCUCUAAGAGUAAAUGAUGAACAUACGACUAAUACAUUAUUUUAAACAGUUAGUAUUUUGCUGUUUUAAAAUAACGUAAUGCAUUUCAACGUUUAAUAUUCGCUACCUUUUUUAACUUUGGUGCCAGCGUAAUGUGCUUGGUGUACUUCCUUUACAAAUAUUAUGUAAUUGUCGAACUUAGAUAUACAUUUAGGGUAAUAUUAAAUAUAAGUGUGAGGUAUAUUGACUUACUAAAGAAAGGAGAAGGAGUAUAACAAUAUUAUGGUUCGAAAAUUCGAACAAGAAUAGUAUUGAUAGGUUUUUGUUGAUUCAUUUGUUCCGUCUAAGCAAGAUAUGUUUGAUGGACUAUAUGUAUGUCUUCUUGUACUUUUAGUUAUUAUAGUGUCUUUGUUGAAUAAACUGUUUAACAUGUU